AUGCACGCUCGUGGCGGUUCGCAAUGGCAGAGCCGUCGGAAAACGUCGCUCGGGCCGCUGCGGCGCGCCCAUCCAGCCUCCGGGGCGACCUGGAACGUGCAGGUGGUGCGGGGGAAAAUGACUUCGCGCUGCCUUUGGCACGCCUGCCGCGCCCUCGUCCUCGGAAUGGUGCUGAUGUUCGUCGGAGGCGCGAUGGCGACCGUAGGAUACUACGCAAACAACUUUCCCUCGCUGUCCGACGUCCGGAGCAACAGCACGUCAACCAUUCGCGUCAAGAAUGAACACCGAGGAUUACACCUGAAUAAUCUGUCGUACGUUGGACCUAUUAUCAUGGGCGUUGGCGGAUUCAUCGUAGUGGCAUCAUGCGUGAUGACCUUCGAGGCUCGUGAUUCGGCAGCCAAAGUGGUGCCGGCCCGGUUCAAAAUUACUGGACAGAGUUCGGCCCGGAACCCAAACAGCCGGAACAAUACCUCUCGACGAUCCACAGGUAUCUCAAACGGGCCGACAAGCCUCGUCCCGGGAUCGCAAAACGCCCGCUGGGAGCAACACAUGGGAGUCUUCCGAACAUCGCCCGCGACCGAACAGGUGCCGGACCGCAAGGCACUUACAGCAGCCCUGGUACACUUCUCCAAAGCCUUAGGGACUCCAAAGACGUCCCCGCACCGACGGCCAAGCGAAAGCCAAAGUCGCCGCGUGUCGCGCAGUGGCUCGGUUCCCAAUCUGUACGCCGAAAAGCUGAGCGUGCCCUCGCUGACCUCCGGUUCGCCCGCCAACAUCCGGUCCGAAACGGUGGGCCAUCGGCAUCAUCGGGGGUCGCGGGUUAGCAGCAUGGUGCAGCGAUCGACGCGGGACGCCUGCGGUAGCAGCGGUGGAUUGCUGCAUCCGGGAAUGCUUCAGUUUCACCGGCACGCGCUGUCCGUGGAUGAACCGGAACCGUUUGCCAGGACACUGAAGCAGGCCGGCUCGCACGGUUCGGUGCAGUACGGGUAUGGUGGAGAGAUCGUGCCGGUGCACAAAAUGCGGGACCGCAACAAACGCUCCGACACGGCUCGACGGCACGUGCUGUCGCGUCAGACGAAGAUCGAGAAGGACGAAUCACUCGGGAGCCCGAAGCAUGGCCACAUCAGUCGCCGGGCCUCCACCAUCUCCAACACGUCCGUCUCCUCCAAACUCAACCGGAGUAGCCGGCGUGCCUCGACCAUUUCCAAGACGCCGAGUGUGGAUUCGCGGGGUGCCGCCUCCACGGUAGAUAUCAAUAGCCUGGAUCGAUCUCUGCUAGUGGGUCUCACGCCUCCCCGAAAAGGGGCCCCGUCUGCCACACCUGGACCCAUCUCGACGCCGUCAGUGGACAAGGAGUACCGGAGUCAGCUGUCCAUCUGCUCGGAGCCGGCGGCGAUCAGUCAGCGCAAUCUGUCCUGUCAAUCGAGCCUGGAACCGUGCGUGCCGGAAGAGGAAAGCUCUCCCGAGCAGGAGCACGGCCACCGGGACGAGGCUGGGGAGCGGGAGGACGACCGACCGGCGAUGCCACGGGAGCCCCUCUCGGUGACAAAUCCUCCGCUGCGGCCCGACUCUCUCAUCCUCGAGCCGGACAGUGACGAGCGGACGGCACCGAACCGGUUCCUCUACCGGAGCAACUCGAGUAAAAGCUUCCGCAAGCCGAAGCCGAAGGCGGCGAGCAAAAAGCGCAGCAACGAGUACGACCAAAUCUACGUGAUUAGCAGUGGCAGUGGUGCUGGUGGUGGUGCAGGUUGCGGUGGGGGUGGUAGCGGAGGCAGCAUUUCCGGUGCCAAUGGGACGACCGCCACCGGAAGUGGCCGAUACCCGAACUUCCACCAUGCAACGAUGAUGGCGCGGAACAACGACGACGACCAUUACGACUCGAUCGAAGUUAUUCACGAGCGGAGGAGCAAAAACUUCAGUAAGUUCUCGGCCUCAGGUGGAGGAGGUGUUGGCCACGAUGGAAGGCAGGACGCGGUGGCCGAUUCGGUGGACGGCGAAUACCGGAAGAUGGGCUCGAACACAAUUAGCGUGGUGGCGGAUAUUUCUCCCGCGCCUCCGAACGCACUAGCACCGGAAUUGACUGCGGACAAGGAUACACGGACUGGAAAUGAGGUUUUAGCUGCUAAUGGUUCACCCGAACGAACUGAACAUACAUGCACCCAAAACAUCAUCCUAAACUCCCAGCCACCAGAAGGUGUAUCAGGAGGAUCAGAGAAAAGCCAUUCUCCAGCCAAGGAGGACGCCACACCGUGUCAGUGA
Anopheles coustani is the source of this 2259-nucleotide messenger RNA. RefSeq lists its product as uncharacterized. The transcript has 7 exons. NCBI's taxonomy places the organism in Eukaryota, Metazoa, Arthropoda, Insecta, Diptera, Culicidae. The coding region runs from base 1 to 2259 and encodes 752 amino acids. The record is from RefSeq and is a predicted model, not a curated record.